AGCAUGGGUGAGGAAGAUGAAUAUGCGUGCGUGAACAGAGCGCAAUUAAAGAUCAAGGAUAAUUCUGGAGUUAAGAAGAAGAAGAAAAAGAAGCACAGCAAGGAAACAGAAAAAGCUAUAGAGAACGAAGUCAAAGAGCAAAUCAAAAAACAAACUGUGAAAGAUACUAAGACAAAAGCUGAAUUGGCGUUUUUAAAGAUGCAGGAAAAAAUGCAAAAGCAAAGAAUUUUACAAAAGGCAGAGAUGACUCAUAAGCAGCGUGUGGAGAAGUUCAACCAGCACCUAGACAGUCUUACAGAGCACUUUGAUAUCCCCAAAGUAUCCUGGACUAAAUAGACAUUUCUGUUUAGGAUAUUUUUACUGUAUAAGGAAAUCAUUAGUGACAUUUGUAGUUUUAUUCUAUACAUAGUACACUAUAAUUUUCACCUUAAAUUACACCAUAGAGUAUAUAACCAGAAAUAGAGACAAAAUGUAAUUUAAUUUGUUUGAAAACUAUUUACCAUAUCAUUACUGUGACAAUUGUGCUCCGAUUGGC
Messenger RNA from Hyposmocoma kahamanoa, 535 nucleotides. Its product is annotated as protein FAM32A-like. Lineage: Eukaryota; Metazoa; Arthropoda; Insecta; Lepidoptera; Cosmopterigidae. The record is from RefSeq and is a predicted model, not a curated record. The transcript has 2 exons. Gene Ontology annotation, cellular component: nucleolus. The coding region runs from base 4 to 336 and encodes 110 amino acids.